GGUUGCUCCAUGGCUCAGCUCCAGAGCUCCUGGGAGAUGCCCCAGCAGGGCUUGGACUACCUUGCAGACCCAGAGGUGGAGGCCAUGGCUGCCAGCAGCUCCUUCCCUGACCACGCUGGGGACCUGGACAGGGCUGUGCCUCGCAUCUGUGGGGUCUGUGGGGACAAGGCCACCGGCUUCCACUUCAAUGCCAUGACCUGUGAGGGCUGCAAGGGCUUCUUCAGGAGGAGUAUGAAGAGGAAGGCUUCCUUCAGCUGCCCCUUCAGUGGGGACUGCAGGAUCACCAAGGACAACAGGAGGCACUGCCAGGCCUGCAGGCUGCGGCGCUGCCUGGACAUCGGCAUGAUGAAGGAGUUCAUCCUGACGGACGAGGAGGUGCAGAGGAAGAGGGAGAUGAUCCUGAGGCGUAAGGAGGAGGAAGCCCUGAGGGAGAGCCUCAGGCCCAAGCUGUCAGAGGAGCAGCAGGAGGUCAUUGCCAUCCUGCUGGAGGCUCACCACAGGACCUAUGACCCAACCUAUGCUGACUUCACCAAGUUCAGGCCCCCCAUGAGGAGCAGCAGCAGCAAGGAAGCAGCAACCAAGUCCUCCUCCAUCCUCAGCCAGGACUUGUCAGAGGACUCCACUGAGCUCUUUGGCUCUGACUCCUUCAGCACAUUGCCAGAGCCUGCGGCGCCGCCGCCGCUGUCCGGCGCGGGGCCGGCGGCGGAGGCUGCGCCGAGCUGCGUGGCCGUGCGGCUCCCCGGGCUCUCCAUGCUGCCGCACCUGGCAGACCUGGUCAGCUACAGCAUCCAGAAGGUCAUUGGCUUCGCCAAGAUGAUCCCAGGCUUCAGGGAGCUGGCGGCGGAGGACCAGAUCGUGCUGCUGAAGUGCAGCGCCAUCGAGGUGAUCAUGCUGCGCUCCAACCAGGCCUUCACGCUGGAGGACAUGACCUGGACCUGCGGCAGCGCCGACUUCAAGUACGGCGUCGCGGAGGUCACCCAAGCUGGGCACAGCCUGGACCUGCUGGAGCCCCUGGUGAAGUUCCAGGUGGGCUUGAAGAAGCUGAACCUCCACGAGGAGGAGCAUGUGCUGCUGAUGGCCAUCUGCAUCCUGUCCCCAGACCGCCCGGGGGUGCAGGACCCGCCGCGGGUGGAGGCGCUGCAGGAUCGCCUCUCGGAGACGCUGCAGAGCUACAUCCGCUGCCGGCACCCGGGGCCGGGCGGCCGCCUGCUCUACGCCAAGAUGAUCCAGAAGCUGGCGGACCUGCGGAGCCUCAACGAGGAGCACUCGCGGCAGUAUCGCUGCCUCUCCUUCCUGCCCGAGCACAGCAUGCAGCUCACGCCGCUGGUGCUGGAGGUCUUCGGCAAUGAGAUCUCCUGA
Messenger RNA from Dryobates pubescens (Downy woodpecker), 1359 nucleotides. It is a transcript of the gene VDR, whose product is annotated as vitamin D receptor. Gene Ontology annotation, biological process: positive regulation of transcription by RNA polymerase II; negative regulation of transcription by RNA polymerase II; cell differentiation. NCBI's taxonomy places the organism in Eukaryota, Metazoa, Chordata, Aves, Piciformes, Picidae. Gene Ontology annotation, molecular function: vitamin D response element binding; zinc ion binding; nuclear receptor activity. The record is from RefSeq and is a predicted model, not a curated record. The coding region runs from base 10 to 1359 and encodes 449 amino acids. Gene Ontology annotation, cellular component: nucleus. The transcript is spliced from 9 exons.